This is a messenger RNA of Megalobrama amblycephala (Wuchang bream), 1620 nucleotides long. RefSeq lists its product as uncharacterized. The transcript has 7 exons. The coding region runs from base 106 to 1284 and encodes 392 amino acids. The record is from RefSeq and is a predicted model, not a curated record. Lineage: Eukaryota; Metazoa; Chordata; Actinopteri; Cypriniformes; Xenocyprididae.
GUAGUUUCACUUUCAACUGAACUGGCAUUAAUGCGGAAGAGAGAUCGAGACGCCAUUAUUUCGCAGAACCUAAGCGCAUUUUUGUCUGAUGAAAAUCUGUGAAAAAUGGGUCUUCUCUUGACUUUUCUCUCAGUUGGAUCAUUUUUACUCUACCAAGGCACAUCUGGUGUUGAUACAGGAGUGUCAGUGAUGGAGGGAGAUUCAGUCACUCUAAACACUGAUGUUAAAAAAACCGAACAUGACAUCAUUAUGUGGUAUUAUGAUGACAUCCGCAUUGCUCAAAUCAAUGGAGAUCCCAGUAAGACCUGUACAGAUGUUCAGUGUAAAGAUGGUGAAGAGAGAUUCAGAGACAGACUGAAGCUGGAUCCUCAGACUGGAUCUCUGACCAUCAUGAACACCAGAACCACAGACUCUGGACUCUAUAAACUACUGAUCAACAGCGACAGUGAAAAGAUUUUCAGUGUUACAGUUCAUGGAGUGUCAGUGAUGGAGGGAGAUUCAGUCACUCUAAACACUGAUGUUAAAAAAACCGAACAUGACAUCAUUAUGUGGUAUUAUGAUGACAUCCGCAUCGCUCAAAUCAAUGGAGAUCCCAGUAAGACCUGUACAGAUGUUCAGUGUGAAGAUGGUGAAGAGAGAUUCAGAGACAGACUGAAGCUGGAUCCUCAGACUGGAUCUCUGACCAUCAUGAACACCAGAACCACAGACUCUGGACUCUAUAAACUACUGAUCAACAGCGACAGUGAAAAGAUUUUCAGUGUUACAGUUCGUGGUGUUUCUGCUGCUGAAAUAGAUGAAAUGAAGAGAAAGUCAGUGAAGGAGGGAGAAUCUCUUACUUUAGAUCCUGGUGUAAUAAACAACCCAAAUGAUGUGAUGAUGUGGUAUUUUAAUGAGAUUCGAAUAGCUGAAAUCACUGGAGAUCAGAGUAAGAUCUGUACAGAUGUUCAGUGUGAUGAGAGAUUCAGAGACAGACUGAAGCUGGAUCAUCAGACUGGAUCUCUGACCAUCAUGAACACCAGAACCACAGACUCUGGAGAAUAUGAAGUACUGAUCAACAACAGAAGCCUUCGUCGUCGCCGCAGCAUCAGCAUCAGCAGUGUAAAGAGCUUCAGUGUUACUGUCAUUGAUUCAGGUCGUUCUUCAGGUGCUGCAGCAGGAAUAAGUGUUGCUGUUCUGCUGCUGGUGUUUGUAGCUGCAGCUGCUGUUGCUGUGAUUUACCGUCGCCGCAGGAUCUCCAGAAAUGCAGUCAUGAGGGGAAAAGAACACACUGUUUUGUUUCUGUAGAAAGCUCCAUCAACGAGAUCCUUAAUGACAGGAAAAACAGAGGUCAUAGAAUCUGAGAUGAUCGCAACAGCUUCCGCAACAUUAUUCCCUUAUCAAUAAUGAAGCACUUAUCUUUGCCUAUCCAUGGGUUUCAAAGACGUCAUUUCCGCUAUGCCCACCGCCAUAUUUGUGUCCGAGAUGGCAACUAACACAGCAGCGCUUCAUUGUACUGAUGGUCAUCUUUAGCUUCAGCGUGAGUGCUCAAACAGCAACACAAAACAUUUUCUACGAUUGUGGCUGUCAUAUUAAUAACAUUUUAAUUGUAUACACUAUUGUAUUAAAAUAUUGUGAAUUCUA